GCUGCUGCUGUGAGACCGCGACCAGUGCGCACGGACUCAGCCCCUCACUAGGCACAGGCCGGGGAGAAAAGCAAAGCGCCACGGUGGGGUCCAAGCCGGGGCUCCUGCUUCACCUCUGGGACAGACACGCGCCGCCUAACUUCCGUGCCCCGUCCCCGGACGCGCACCCGCGGCGUCGUGCGCUCUAGCCGGCACAUCCGCGCGCGGCACAAGCGCGCCCCGCGGCAGGUCCCGGCCGAGGGCGAUGCGUGCAGGGGGCCGGGCAGCUGGGCUCGGGCGGCGGGAGUAGGGCCCCGCCGGGAGGCAGGGAGGCUGCGGGGUUAGAACCGCCGCUGGCUGAGACGGCCCUUGCUCCACGCAACACCUGCUGCCGCCGAGCGCCGCGAUGAGCCGCGCGGUCUCGCUGCUGCUGGGCGUCGCGCUGCUCUGCGGCCACGGAGCCUUCUGCCGCCGAGUGGUCAGCGGUCAAAAGGUGUGUUUUGCUGAUGUCAAGCAUCCCUGUUACAAAAUGGCCUAUUUCCAUGAGCUGUCCAGCCGAGUGAGCUUCCAGGAGGCACGCCUGGCCUGUGAAAGUGAGGGAGGAGUUCUCCUCAGCCUUGAGAAUGAAGCAGAACAGAAGUUAAUAGAGAGCAUGUUGCAAAACCUGACAAAGCCUGGAACAGGGAUUUCUGAUGGUGACUUCUGGAUAGGGCUUUGGAGAAAUGGAGAUGGACAAACAUCUGGUGCCUGCCCAGAUCUCUACCAGUGGUCUGAUGGAAGCAGUUCCCAGUACCGAAACUGGUACACGGAUGAACCUUCCUGUGGAAGUGAAAAGUGUGUUGUGAUGUAUCAUCAACCAACUGCCAAUCCUGGCCUUGGGGGUCCCUACCUUUACCAGUGGAAUGACGACAGGUGCAAUAUGAAGCACAAUUACAUUUGCAAGUAUGAACCAGAGAUUAAUCCAACAGCCCCUGUAGAAAAGCCUUAUCUUACAAACCAACCAGGAGACACCCAUCAAAAUGUGGUUGUUACUGAAGCAGGCAUAAUUCCCAAUCUAAUUUAUGUUGUUAUACCAACGAUACCACUGCUCUUACUGAUACUAGUUGCUUUUGGAACCUGCUGUUUCCAGAUGCUACAUAAAAGUAAAGGAAGAACAAAAACUAGCCCAAACCAGUCCACAUUGUGGAUUUCAAAGAGCACCAGAAAGGAAAGUGGCAUGGAAGUGUAAUAAUUCAUUGAUUUGGCUCCUGAAAUGAAAAUACAAUUUUAUAAUUCUGGAUCUGUAUAAGGAACGGCAUCAGAACAUUAGCUUGGAAUGGCUUGAAACCUCAAAGGAUCUUCAAGAUGAACUGUAAGCUCCCCCUUGAGGCAAAUAUUAAAAUAAUUUUAUAUGUUUAUUAUUUCAUUUACAAAAUAUGCUGUGCUAAUAAUGGAGUGAGACAUGCUUAUUUUGCUAAAGGAUGCACCCAGACUUUGAGUAAAUGGAAUGGACCAUGCAGGUAAAAUUGCUAUCAACACAUCAGGAGUAUGUGUAUUGAAAGCAGUUAUUUUCUUUUCUCUCACCUUUCAUAAGUUGUAAUCUAGUUAAUGUAAUGUAAAUUGUAUUGAAAUCUACAGUGUGCAAAAUAUUUUACCUUUGCAUAAGUGUUUGAUAAAAAUGGACUGUUCUAAUAUUUAUUUUUAUGGUGUUUCAUUUUUCAGUACAUACUGUUUUGAUUAAAGAAAUUUAUUACUGUUGUCAUCUGACUCCACACACACAAAUAUAUUACCAUAGAAAAAGUUUCUUUUCAAGAAAUGGUUCGUCAUCUUUCAGCUUCUCUGCUUUUGGUCAGUGAAUGUUUAGGAAACCUCUUCAGAAAUAAGAAGCUAUUUCAUUAACUGUGGUACAAAUUUCCUCAAACAUUUUACGUACAGGCAAGAAUUGUCCAAUUUCAAUUGUGCAAGACAUGUGCCUUACAAUUAUUUUUAGUUUAAAAUUCAACAGAUUUUGUAAUAAGAUAACUUUAUUAAUGCUGUACAAACAAUGAUGCAGUCUAUCUGAACAAAAGAAGUGGCAUAUACAGUAUAAAUCAUAUGUCUUCACAUGUUGCCUAUAUAACUACAAGCAGCUCUCUGAGGGUCCUAAAAUCAAUGUGGUCCCUCUCUUGCUCACAAAACAUAAAUGGUGGUUUGGGGUUUGGGAUUGACCCUGGAGGCAGAUAGUCGCAGAGGUUGUCAAAGUUUUCCCUAGCUGCGUUUAGCCUCUAAAUAUAUUAGUAGAUGGUGAAGUCUUACAGUUGGGACCAGGUAAUGGUCAACAUCAGUGUGGAGCUAAGCACAGUACACUGACAAUUCAGGAAGGAAAGAAACCAUGAAUUCAUGUGAAAAUGGGUUGGAGUCCUUCAAUGGUUGAAUAUUCGUUGGUGAGGGUUUGCUUUAGAUAGUAAAUGGCAGCUCCUUUCUGUCUUAUCUCCUUCUAGUGUCUUCAAUGCCUGUGUCUUGUUCUUUGCAAGAAAGAGUUGUAACUAUCUGGUCUUCAAAUGUCCCUGUGCUCCUUUUAACCAAAUAAAGAGUUCUUGUUUCUGAAGAA
Microcebus murinus (gray mouse lemur) is the source of this 2548-nucleotide messenger RNA. RefSeq names its product chondrolectin (gene CHODL). Lineage: Eukaryota; Metazoa; Chordata; Mammalia; Primates; Cheirogaleidae. The record is from RefSeq and is a predicted model, not a curated record.